Molecule: messenger RNA, 4913 nt
Organism: Leucoraja erinaceus (little skate)
Lineage: Eukaryota; Metazoa; Chordata; Chondrichthyes; Rajiformes; Rajidae
Gene: csf2rb
Product: colony stimulating factor 2 receptor subunit beta
Exons: 14
Coding region: 577-3318 (913 amino acids)
Biological process (GO): cytokine-mediated signaling pathway; immunoglobulin mediated immune response
Cellular component (GO): external side of plasma membrane; membrane
Molecular function (GO): protein binding; cytokine receptor activity
Source: RefSeq, a predicted model, not a curated record
GACCUUCAACUAGUGGCCAGCCCUGUGACCAGCUUGUGUGCUGCUGUCUGCUGUGAAUAUGUUCUCCAUAUCUUACACCAAACUCGGAAAAGAAAUGGCCGAGGCGUUCACAUACACAUUAGCAGAAGUACCAAAAUUCCUGGCUAUUCCCUCGAGUCCAAACUUCCCGGUUUCGGAUGACGCUGCUUCUCUAUCUGCGGAACUCCCCGGCCUCUCACAGUCAGAAAGUCCCGGCCAAGUGUCGGUGAGAAGUGGGGAGCCGCUGUUAACUCUAACCCUUGCCGCCGACACCUCUCAGACCAGGCAGGCACGUUACGGUUUUCGUUAGAAAACGAAAAAAAAAACAAACAGGAUACUUCACACAUGCCGUGAAAUUUUUCCAGUGAGUCCUGUAUCCAUUUGUCUACAAUGAAGAGGUCGGCAUUGGGAGGAGUCACAAGGAAACACUCCACAGUCUACAAUCACACUGUCGCCUUGUAAAGGAACUACAGCUUGAAGCCGAGAGAUGUGAGCGCUGGAGCCUGCACCUCCCUCUCUGCUGCCUUGCGAGCAAAGGAGUUCCCGGCACCAUUCAGGAUGUUUGCUAAAGGAAGAGCUGUCUACGUUGGGAUAUACUCCGCUCUUGUCCUCAGCCUUGUUCACCAGACAGAGGAGGUGCAAGACUUGAUGAGCGAUGUGAGCUGCUACACCGAUUACAUGAAGGACAUCCACUGCCACUUUACAGAAAACGCCAUGGCUAAGCGCUACAUCCCCAUGGAUCUGUAUUAUAAGAGGGAAUCCGUCACCAGGUUCUUGAGUCCGCGUUUGUGCAACAGGACAACCUCCAGCAAUCGUUGCGUCAUUAAGGAAGAAGCGUUUGCCAUGGGAUUUAAUUGUCUACUUAUUUUUAAACCAAAGAAACCCGUAAACCUGAGGAAAUCCUUCAACUUAUUGGAAAACAUCAAGCUUCAAGCUCCCUUCAACCUGAUGGUCAAUGUCACGGAGACAGGGGACUAUGAGCUGUCAUGGGAGACAAGGUACAUGGACAACUCCUCCGAUAUGCUCCUUGGAACAUUACAGUAUGAGGUUAACUACAAGCAAUCUUGGAAGUCCUGGGAGGAUUCGUUGAGCGAGAAUGUGGCGAGCGGCAGCCGCCGUCUUGAAAUCCGUGGCUCGGGGCUGGCCUCGGCCGGCACCUACGCAGCUCGCGUGCGGGCGAGACCGCAGCAUUGCAGCUCUCGUUGCAUCUGGAGUGCGUGGAGCGCAGAGGUCCCGUGGAGCGUGAAGAGAAAUCAGCCAAACCCGCAAGCAGCUGUGGCAGAGGUGAUGCCUCGAAACCUGCAGUGUUUUUACGAUGGUCUCCAGGAGGUCGAAUGUACUUGGGAAGUAACUAAAAUGUCUGGUGAUCUUUUCACCUUCAACCUGCACUAUAGAAAGGCCAACAGCUCCGAGACCCAGGAAUGCAAUUCGUCAAUGAUACCCCGUGAAGACUCAAACUUCACGGUUCAUGGGUGCAACAUACAUGUCCGUGACCGAGCGGCGUUUGAGGAGUACGAGGUGUCCCUCCAACUCGUGAAUCCAUCGGUGGCAUAUCACCCGUACAAAAAUAUCAAACCACCCCCUCCAUACAACUUGACCAUGGAUGAGUUACCUGAUGGAAGAUUGCAACUGUGCUGGGAAUCCAUCAAAACUAUUUAUGACUUGGAGUACCAAGUCAGCUACAAGAAGGUUGAUCGGCCUUGGGAGGAAAACAAGACGUGGCAAAUUCCUUUCGGCAACAAUAAAUUCAACCUGCCAAAAGAUUCCCUGGAUCCUUCCAGCCGGUACAGGGUCAGGAUGCGGGCCAAGGUGAAGUCUAGCGGUGGCAUUUACAGCUACAGCGGAAUCUGGAGUGAAUGGAGCCAGUCUGUCGACUUUGACACCAACCAAGAUAAGGAGUCCCUCAUCAUUGUGGCUUGCAGCCUGCUGAUAUUCCUUAUCAUUGCCACACCAAUCGCCGCUCUGUUGAUAAAAAGGAAGAAGAAAAUGUGGUUGGAUGGUAUUCCAGACCCAGCCAAGAGCCAGCUUUUCCACAAGCGUGGACAGAGCGGUGCUUUGAGAUCCACGACCACUCUGGAAACGGCGAGUAUGGAAGAGGGCAGCAUCUGUAAGGUGGUGACGGCAGAUUCCCUCACUCCCCCUCCCCAGAUCAUCCCAAGGGAACAAUCCAAAUACCAGAUGAAAGAGGGUUAUUCUUCCCCUCCAGUAUCGGGAGAGGGAGACAAAGCGGAGAGAAUUUACCAGGGGUUUAAACCCGAGCCAGGAGAGGUCUCUGCCAACGGCACCUCGCUGACAGAAGCAUCAGACUACAACGGGCCGUACUUGUUCAAUUUCCAAGAUGUCUCGACCAUCCUCGGCGAGUUCUCGGAGCCGAAGACCACGACCGGUGAACGUGCCAACCGCCCCGAGCGCGGGCCGGCGCCCCCCGGGUACGUGGAGCUGCCGCCGAUGGCCAGUGGAGGGUUAGGGGGCACGGACCAGUUCCCCCCGGCGCCCGGCCCACCCGCGCCCUAUAUCCUGCUCCCACCGGCCCCAGCGAGCAACGCCAACGACGCCAUUCACGCGGACAACCUGGAGGAACCCAGCUUCCCGUCAUUCUAUGCCAUGUCCAUGCCACCCACCAAUGCCACCCCCGUUCCUUCAUCCCAGGUUGUCCCCGACUGUAAGGCCACGGAUAUCUCCCUUUCAGGUCAACAGGGCCCAUAUGUGGCUGCCCUGCAGCCCGCUCCCCCCACUCAAGGGGUAGACCCCUUGUUGGGAAGCAAGGAUGCAACGGCAGAGCACGGGAGGACCUCACCAGACAACAUCUCACUGGACCACCCCAUUGUUGACCCCUGGCCUGCAACCUCCGGUGGCUACGUGUCGACCCCUCCUGCGGAACAAAUGGCCCCCUUGACCCCCAAGCACCAAGACCCAAGCUUGCCGGAUGACCCACAGUCCCAGCCUCCGAUGUCAAAGAUGGAUGCCCACCAGGCUCCAGGAACGCAUUCCUCCACAAAGCCUCAGGUGGACCUGCAGAAGACGGUGGCCAAAGAGGCAGAGUCUCCACACAUGGACACGGCGAAUAACGAGGCCUCAGAGCUCAUCUUGUUCCAGUCAGGAGCUAAUCCCAUUCUCUUCCAGCAGAUCGGAGAUUAUUGCUUCCUUCCCGGUUCCUUGCCGACCAAGGAAACCGAAACCACCAAAGGCCACAUCUCAUCCACAAAAUCAGAGCCUUCAAAUAAGCCUCUGGACUCCUUGGAGAAGCAGCCCCCUUGCCAGCAUUCCCCCUCCCCUUCUCACCACAUCGCUUGUUCUUAGAUUAGAGAUACAGCGCGGAAACAGGCCCACUUUGGCCCGCCGGGUCCACGCCGACCAUCGGUCACCCGUUCACGCUAGUUGCACGUCAUCUCAUCCACUCCCUACGCACGCUCACACGCGGGGGGAAAUUUACGGGGACUUCUUAGCCCCACAUUAACCCGCGAGUCUUUGGGAUGUGGGAGGAAGCCGGAGAACCGACGAGUGGGUGCAAACUCCACAAAGACAGCAACCGAGGUCAGGAUCAAACCCGCGGCGUGGGGCGGCGGCUCCAGGAAAGUAGAGUGCAGGAGCAGGCCCUUCGGCCCAUAAUUUGAAACUAUAUAUUUUUUAAACAGAAUUGAUUAACUUUUAUGAAACAGCUCAGGAAGCCAGAAGUGGAACAGAUGAAUGUGAAGCAUUUCUUCGGCCGGUAGCAACUAACCAGCUUGUCUAGCAGUGAAAUAUUUAGGCUAUUCUAAGAUGCGCAACAAUUAAGAGUAUUAACCUUUGGAUUUUAGAGAUACAAUGUGUAAACAGGCCCUUUGGCCCACCGAGUCCACAGCAACUAAUGAUACAUUAGCACUAUCCUGCAAACUCGGGACAAUCCACAAUUAUUCCAAGCCGAUUAACCUACAAACCCGCACGUCUGUGGAGUGUGGGGGGAAAUGGGAGCACCCGGAGAAAACUAAGGUGGACAGGGGGAGAACUUGCGAACUCUGUACAGACAGCACCCAUGGUCAGGAUCGAACCAGGGUCUCUGGCGCUAUAAGGCCAGCGACUCUACCGCUGCGCCACCGUGCUGUCCUGCAGUUAUUAGUUGGUGAACAAAGGCAGUGCAGACCAGACCAUUUCUACCAAACCUUCAUGGGAAUUCACUGGUCCAUUGCCUUGGACCAAGAGACAUUGAGAUCACAGCUGGAACAAUAGUCAUAGAGUGAUACAGCGUGCAAACAGGCCCUUCAGCCCAACUUACCCACACCUACCAACUUGUCCCAGCUGCACCAGUCCCACCUGCCCAUAUCUGCCUAAACCUGUCCUACCUCAGCUUUCCAGCAUCUGCGGCGUUUUGUUACCCAGGCCUAUCUGCCCACUCACUGCUAUCCCACCCCCCCCCUCUCCCGAGUGAGUUAAACUCAUGUCCUGUCUGCUUGGGUCUGAUCCCCAGCAGAGUGAGGUGGAAGGAUUUAGUUUGCCCCUCUUAGUCAUUGCGUCUAGAGUGAUACAGUAUGGAAACAGGCCCUUCGGCCCACCCUGCCCACACCGGCCAACAUGUCCCAGCUACACCAGUCCCACCUGCCUACAUUUGGCCCAUAUUUAUCCAAACCUGUCCUAUGCAUGUACCUGCCUAACUGUUUCUUAAACGUUGGGAUAGUCCCAGCCUCAACUACCUCCUCUGGCAGCUUGUUCCAUACACCCACCACCCUUUGUGUGGAAAAAGUUACCCCUCAGAUUCCUAUUAAAUCUUUUCCCCUUCACCUUAAACAUUUAUCCUCUGGUACUCGAUUCACUUACUCCGGGCAAGAGACUCUGUGCAUCUAUCUACCCGAUCUAUUCCUCUUGUUGAUGUUCCACAUGCCUGCUCACUGUUGACUCUGCAUGGCAAUUUCUUAUAAAAA